ACAGUGAAAUACUUUCAAGAGAAUGGAUCAAGUGGACAGUGAGUCUGAACUGAAGCGAAGCAGCCUCAUCAGAGAAUGGAGUGGACAGGUCCAGCCUGCUCUAGUGGCUAUGUUUGUGUUCCUCUUCUGUUUGGAAGCCUGUCUGUGGGUCAGGAACCUGCGGCUCACGAAGAGACUGCCCGGACCCUUUGCCUGGCCAGUGGUGGGCAACGCCAUGCAGCUGGGACAGAUGCCCCAUAUCACCUUUGCCAGGCUGGCCAAGAAGUAUGGGAAUGUGUACCAGAUCCGCCUGGGCUGCAGUGACAUUGUGGUCCUGAACGGAGACAAGGCCAUCCGUCAGGCUCUCAUUCAGCACAGCGCUGAGUUUGCAGGCAGACCAAACUUUGUAUCGUUCCAAGUUGUUUCAGGGGGCAAAAGUAUGACUUUCACAAAUUACAGCAAACUGUGGAAGAUGCACAGGAAAAUUGCCCAGUCAACAAUCAGAGCUUUUGCAUUGGCCAAUAGCCAAACCAAAAAAGCCUUUGAGCAACAAAUUGUGGCUGAAGCCACAGACCUAGUGGAGAUUUUCCUUAAACACAGCUCUCAGGCCCAGUAUUUCAACCCAGCUCAUGAGUUAACAGUAGCUGCAGCCAAUGUGAUUUGUGCUCUGUGCUUUGGACACCGCUAUGGACAUGACGAUCUAGAGUUUCGAGCCUUGUUACAAAGCGUAGAUCAGUUUGGACAGACUGUGGGGGCAGGCAGUUUAGUGGAUGUGAUGCCAUGGCUUCAGUCUUUUCCCAAUCCGGUCCGCAGCAUUUUCAAAAAUUUUCAACACUUAAAUGAAGAGUUCUUUAGGUUUGUUCGUGACAAGGUAGAGCAGCACAGAAAGACCUUCAACCCCGAGAUAACCCGUGACAUGAGUGAUGCAUUCAUUGGAGUUAUUGACAAGGCUCAGAGUCCUAAUGGGCUGACCACUGACCACACUAACGGGAUAGUAUCAGAUCUUAUUGGAGCAGGGCUCGACACUGUCUCCACUGCACUGCACUGGCUGCUGCUGCUCCUGGCCAAACACCCCCAUAUGCAAACUAAACUCCAAGAAGUCAUUGAUCAGGUGGUGGGGCGAAGCAGGUUACCUUCAGCGGAGGACAGAGGGCAGCUAGCCUAUGUGGAUGCCUUCAUCUAUGAGACCAUGCGCUUCACGAGCUUUGUUCCUGUCACCAUCCCCCACUCCACCACCUCAGACGUCACCAUCCAGGGCUGCUACAUCCCCAAAGAUACAGUGGUUUUCAUCAACCAGUGGUCCAUCAAUCAUGACCCUUUGAAGUGGAAAGAGCCACACAUCUUUGACCCCUCACGCUUCCUAGAUGAGAAUGGCUCCCUGGACAAAGAUAUCAUUAACAACGUUAUGAUCUUCUCUGCAGGAAAAAGGCGAUGCAUUGGGGACCAGAUCGCAAAAGUCGAGGUUUUCUUGUUUUUUGCUAUACUCCUGCAUCAGUGUAGCUUUGAAAAAUGCCCUGGUGAAGAUCUGACAAUGAACUGCACUUACGGAUUAACACUGAAGCCUUUAGAUUACAAGAUUUCAGCCAAGCUCAGGGGAGACCUACUCAAAGACUAAUAAUCUGCUUUCAGUCAUACAACAUUGCUUAAAUAAACAUUGU
This is a messenger RNA of Periophthalmus magnuspinnatus, 1637 nucleotides long. Its product is annotated as cytochrome P450 1B1-like. Gene Ontology annotation, molecular function: heme binding; steroid 17-alpha-monooxygenase activity; iron ion binding. NCBI's taxonomy places the organism in Eukaryota, Metazoa, Chordata, Actinopteri, Gobiiformes, Gobiidae. Bases 23 to 1594 code for a protein of 523 amino acids. The transcript has a single exon. The record is from RefSeq and is a predicted model, not a curated record. Gene Ontology annotation, biological process: progesterone metabolic process; hormone biosynthetic process.